GAUAUGGGCAACCUUUUCUUAAAUAAAAUAAAAAAACAGGCAUCUUACUUUCUACAUGAGAAAUACAAAACUGCCAGACUCUUCUUGACAGAUGCAACUCAAGCUGAACUGUUGGCUGAAGAUGCAACUGGGAAUGAUGUGGGUACCCCUGACAACAUAACAAUGACCAUGAUUGCUGAGGCAUCCUAUGAAAGUGAAGAUUACUGGAAAAUUGUUGAUGUGCUUCAUAGGAGGUUGGAUGAAAUUGACUGGAUGCAAUGGAGGCAGCUGUACAAAUCUUUGGUGUUGCUUGAGUUCUUGAUAAUCCAUGGCCCUGACGAUUUAGGAACAGAGUUUCUUUGUGAUGUUGAAAUCAUUAAAGAGCUUGGAUCAUUCAAGUACAGGGAUGAAAGAGGGUUCGACUGGGGGCUUAUGAUGCAGAGAAAAUCGGAGAGAAUCCUGAAUCUCCUGCAAGACGACGACGCUCUAAAACAAGCCCGCCUGAAAGCCCAAAGAAUCUCCGGCGAAAUCCACGGCUUCGGGAGUUCCACGUCGCCGGCGCCAUCUCCGUCGUCUUCCUCCUCCUCCUCCUCCUCCUGGUCUUCCUCCCUCGGCUCCAACUCCACAACCAGCUCCUCCAUCAGCGACGACACAGAAGACUCUAACAAAGACGUCGUCGACGACUGCUACAGUCCCGACAUAACCACAGUUUCCCCCAGGGCGAUGAUGAGCCGGCUGGACGAUAAGCCCUCGCCUUCUUGGACCCAUUGCUAUAACCGUAAAGAGAAGGAAAGCUUACUGGUAAACGUCGAAGAUGAAGAAGAAGAGGGAGACAAAGAUGACCCAAACUUCUUGGGCAGAUUAUGCUCCAGGCUUGGGAUUAGUCCCCGGGGCCAUGACUUUAGGUGCCAUAGCUUUAAGAGACUUGAUGAUGGGAAGGAGAAAAGGAUGCUACUUAGGCAGUUUUCAAGAAGAUAAUAUAAAAAUUCGUCAUU
Ipomoea nil (Japanese morning glory) is the source of this 974-nucleotide messenger RNA. RefSeq names its product epsin-3. The record is from RefSeq and is a predicted model, not a curated record. Bases 4 to 957 code for a protein of 317 amino acids. Gene Ontology annotation, molecular function: clathrin binding; phospholipid binding. Gene Ontology annotation, cellular component: clathrin vesicle coat; endosome; plasma membrane. The transcript is spliced from 4 exons. Lineage: Eukaryota; Viridiplantae; Streptophyta; Magnoliopsida; Solanales; Convolvulaceae. Gene Ontology annotation, biological process: endocytosis.